AUGUACCGACUAGUGUCGGCCGACUAUCGGUACAUCUCUACUAUAAACAAAUGCAACUGUGUGAUCAAAUCCUACAGUAAAAAAGUUAAACCCAUUGAAUUUAAAUAUAACUUAGAUGGAGUAGUGCUGGAACGUCCAGAAUUUGUUAAAGACCUGGGAGUAACCUAUGAGUCCAAGUUGAACUUUAUUGAACAUAUCGUAAAGGUGAGGGCAUCCGCGAAUAAAGGUUUAGGGUUUGCUAUUCGUAAUUCUAGAGAGAUAAGGGAUUCUAAUGUUAUGCAAUUGUUAUAUUCCGCACAUGUUAGAUCUAGACUAGAGUAUUGCUCUGUUAUAUGGAAUCCAAUUUAUCAAGUGCAUGUAGAAGAUAUCGAAAGAGUACAAAGACGUUGGCUGAAAUGUUUGGUGUUUAGAAUAGAUGGUGAGUAUCCAUAUAGGGGUAUUCCUAACGAUAUCCUCAACCAAAGAUUUAAAAUGCGCAGCUUGGAAUCACGAAGAAAAUGUGCAUAUGGUAUUUUACUAUAUAAUAUUGUUAACUACAUUAUUAAGUCGGAAAACAUUUUGGAGUUAAUAAGUUUGAAUGUUCCAAAGAAGAACUUAAGAAAUAAAAUAACUUUUCACCAAAGCAUACCAAGAUCCAAUGCUGCGAAAGCGUCGCCGUUAUACCAAAUGUUGGAGUUCCACAAAGAUAUUGAGCGAACUCUGGACAUAUUCGAUUGCAGAUUGUCUGAAAUUAGAAAUUGCUCCAUUUGA
Zophobas morio is the source of this 750-nucleotide messenger RNA. RefSeq lists its product as uncharacterized. The transcript has 2 exons. Bases 1 to 750 code for a protein of 249 amino acids. The record is from RefSeq and is a predicted model, not a curated record. Lineage: Eukaryota; Metazoa; Arthropoda; Insecta; Coleoptera; Tenebrionidae.